AUGCAAGCGGUUGUCUUCAAGGGUCCGUUGCAGGUCGCUCUGGAACAGCGACCUCGACCACAGAUUCAAGAUCCAACGGAUGCAAUCUUGAAAGUGCGAUACACUGCACUAUGUGGAAGUGAACUACACGUCUUUCGAGGGCACCAAUCCUCGGGAACGGGGUUUAUUAUGGGCCAUGAGUUUACCGGUGAGGUGGUCGAGGUCGGAGCCAACGUUCGCUCUUUCAAGCAAGGCGACCGUGUGGUCUCUCCCUUUACCGUCAGUUGCGGCGAGUGCUUCUACUGUUCCAGUGGAUUCUCUUCCCGUUGUGCGCGGGGACAAUUGUAUGGAAGUGCGGUGCUGGAUGGCGGACAGGCCGAGUAUGUCCGAGUCCCGUUGGCGGAAUCAACCUUGUUCCACGCGCCCGCUGCGAUCGAUGAGAAGAAGCUCGUCCUGAUGGCAGACAUCUUUCCGACCGGCUUUUUUGCUGCGAGCAAUGCAUUCCGGGGACUUGAACCCCAGGUAAUCCAGAAUAGCACCGUGUUGUUGUUUGGAUGUGGGCCUGUGGGAAUCUGUGCCCUGGUCAGCGCUUUGGAGCAUCGCCCCAAACAUUUGAUUGCGAUUGAUAGCGUUCCGUCACGGCUACAGCUUGCGCAGAGUCUUGGAGCCGAGUCAUGGAACUUCCAGGAGAACGAAGCUGGUCUCCGCGAAAGAGUCAAGGAACUGACCGAUGGUCGGGGCGCGGAUGUUGUCAUUGAAGUCGUGGGCCAUAGUAGCGCGCUACGGAUGGGAUUCGAGAUGCUUCGUCCCUGGGGAGUACUUUCCAGCGUCGGUGUGCACAAUGGCGAGAUUCCAUGGACUGGCAACGAGGCCUAUGGGAAGAACCUGCGUCUGCAGAUGGGACGAUGCCCCGUUCGCAGUAUUUUCGGGGACGCAAUGGAACUGUUGGCUAAGAAGCAGGAUGUGCUGAAUUUCAUGUCCGAGGACAUUCGCCCGCUGUCUCAAGCUGUGCAAGCAUAUGAUGAUUUCAACCAGAUGAAAUCACAGAAAGUGAUUUUCGAGGCCGAUAAGUAG
Molecule: messenger RNA, 1053 nt
Organism: Penicillium daleae
Lineage: Eukaryota; Fungi; Ascomycota; Eurotiomycetes; Eurotiales; Aspergillaceae
Product: alcohol dehydrogenase family protein
Exons: 5
Coding region: 1-1053 (350 amino acids)
Molecular function (GO): zinc ion binding; oxidoreductase activity
Source: RefSeq, a predicted model, not a curated record